UAAUAAUAAUAAUAAUAACAUCUAGUUCAGAACUCAGAACAAACCCUGUUCUUGUUCUAUUGUAACCUUUCCCACCAUUCUUGUUCCAAGGAAGAAAAAGAAAAAGAAAAAAAGAAAAAAGAAAGAGAAAAAGAAAAAGGAAAGACAUCGGUGACUUGUUUAAAAUUAAUAUUAAUAACAGUAAUUAAACAAAUUAUUAGCAUUAGAUAAAUAAAGAGAGAAAGGGGAUGAGUGAGGUGGCAGCUACGACGUCGUCUUCAAUGAUGCGCAAUUACCCUCUCAUUUCCGCCAUUGUUGCUUUCGCCAUCGCACAAUUCAUCAAGUUUUUCACCGCCUGGUAUAAGGAAAAAAGAUGGGAUCCGAAGCAACUUAUUGGAUCUGGUGGAAUGCCUUCGUCCCAUUCAGCUACUGUCACUGCUCUUGCCGCUGCAAUUGGGUUCCAUGAAGGCUUUGGAGGGCCUCUUUUUGCUACAGCUUUGGUUCUGGCUCUUAUUGUGAUGUAUGAUGCUACUGGUGUAAGGUUGCAAGCGGGACGCCAAGCAGAGCUUUUGAACCAAAUUGUGUUCGAACUUCCUGCUGAACAUCCUCUGCCUGAAAGCAGACCUCUCCGGGAACUUCUUGGGCAUACCCCUCCUCAGGUCAUUGCCGGGGGGAUACUUGGACUUGUAACAGCAGCUAUUGGCUAUCUAAUAACCAUGACUAGUAGUUGAAAUUGAGGAUACCGUUGUUGGCAUCCCUAGAGGAACCUUGUAUAGUAAUCAAAAACACUCUCUGCUCGAGCCUUGUUCCCUGUUCCUUCAGAUUCUAGCCUGCAUUCUUCACUUAACCUUCUCAUGUCAACUAUGGGGAUGAAAAAUUGAAUUGUAUUGAUUACACUGAUAGAAUGGAAGUGUUUGUCUUAUAAUUUUGGAAUGGAUUUUUUAUAGGCUCAACUUGAAGUCAUUUUUCUUUCCGUUA
This is a messenger RNA of Cajanus cajan (pigeon pea), 957 nucleotides long. RefSeq lists its product as uncharacterized. NCBI's taxonomy places the organism in Eukaryota, Viridiplantae, Streptophyta, Magnoliopsida, Fabales, Fabaceae. The record is from RefSeq and is a predicted model, not a curated record.